AUGAGAGAUGUGAUCGAGGGCAAGGACCUUGUUGGCCGUAACAUCACUGUAAACGAAGCUCAAUCCCAUGACAGGGACGAAGUCGUUGGAUUCGUGGCGAUCAUUGUGAAGAAGGUUAUGAAGGUGGAGGCUAUGGCUGUCGUGAGAGAGGUUAUGGAGUUCAUCUUUAUUGAACUCUGCAUUAAUGAUAAAGGAGACACUCCUCUCCAUCUCGCAGCAGCAGUUGGAUGGCUAAGUAUCUGCGAGUGCAUAGCUGUAAAGGAUCGUAUACUCAUUAGCACUAGCAAUUUAAAGGGCGAGACCCCAUUGUUUGUGGCAGCUUAUCAUGGAAAGUUGGAUUCUUUUCUUUCCCUUCAUCAUCUCUACAACCAAAAGCCAGUGCAAGAAACAGAUCAGCAAAACAACGGACAAGAACGAGACGAAUCACUUUGCAGAAGGGAAGAUGGGAAUACAAUUUUACACUCGGCUAUUUCUGGAGACUAUUUCAGGAAGAAAUAUUGUUUACAACUUUGUUCACAUUCAAACAUGUAUAGGCGGGUUUGGUAUACUGGUUUAUACAGAAAAUUGGCGUACCAGAUAAUCAGCUAUUACCCAAAGCUGGUUAACUCUGUUAAUGAGGACGGUGAAUCUCCUCUCCAUAUUCUUGCCAGAAAGCCUAAUGUGUUUAGAAGCAGCACUCAUUUUAAACCCCUUGACUCAAUCAUUUACCGCUGUGUAUUCAUCGACAAGCUUAAGAAGCAGCGUCGCCCCCAUAAAAGUAUUUACAGCCCCACAAAUGGGGUCAACUGUCCAGAGAACUACAAGACAUGUAUUGACAUCUUCCUACUUCUUGUCACUCCAAUUUACAAGAGUAUCAAAGCUGCUUUUGAAAGAUGCAGUCCGACCGACGAAGAGAAUCCCCACAAAAGAGAGAAUAACCCUCAAAUUGCAGUGAAACAUGAAGAUGAAGAGUCGGAAGAUGAUGAGUUCUUUCCUCCCAAUUAUGCAACAUUUAUUCAAUUUCUUAAAUUUUCGAUGAAGGUCAUCCUAACCGUCAUAGGAGUUGGGUUUUGGAGUAUACGGAGAAUUCAAGUAAAAAAGGAAAGACAUUCACACGCAGUACAACUUAUGAAUGAAAUGAUUAAGUAUGAGUCUAGUUAUAAGUAUCAAAAUAAUGGGCAAAAACCAGGAAACCUGGAAACCCAGUAUUCAAGAAGAGUUCUGCCUCCAUCUACUCCGCCUCAAACUGAUGAUCAGGAAGUUGUCCACCUGAACCCAGAAACCAAUAUCGGGAGAAGUUCGUCAACUGAUCAACCACAAAACCAGAAUAAGAAACAGAAAGAUGAAAACAAAAGUCGAUCAGUGAAAAUCGAUACUCAAGUCUUAGUUAGAAGAGAGACUCCAAUUCUCGUAGCAGCGAAGAUGGGAAUUCUCGAAAUGGUACAGAAAAUCCUGGACACAUUUCCAGUAGCAAUUCAAGACCUGGACUCUAGCUGUAAGAAUGCGUUGAUGUUGGCUGCUGAAAAUAGGCAACCCACUAUUUUUAAUUAUUUGGUGGAGAAGAAGCUCCCAGAAUUCGUUUUUCACCAAUUCGAUGAUCAAGGAAACGGCAUUCUGCACCUUGCUGCAAUGUUGGGAGAACUCCAACCAUGGCUUAUUCCUGGUGCUGCUUUGCAGAUGCAAUGGGAGAUCAAAUGGUACAAGCAUGUUAAGCACUCGGUUCCACCACUAAGCUUUGCUUACAACAAUAAUAGGGGAGAGACCCCAAGGAAGAUCUUCAUACAGACACAUCAAAAGCUGGUCAAAGAAGGCAAUACUUGGCUUAUCAAAACAUCGGAGUCAUGUUCUGUAAUUGCUGCACUCAUUGCCACUGUUGCAUUUGCUACCUCAGCCACAGUGCCUGGUGGAUUAAAAGAGGAUACUGGGCAUCCAGUUCUGGAAAACAAAACAGCAAUUGAUGUGUUUUCCGUCACAUCCCUAGUUGCUCUCACCCUCUCUGUCACAGCUCUUGUGUUUUUUCUUUCCAUUAUUACUUCGAGAUGGCAGGAACGUGAUUUCAAAUUAAAGUUGCCAAGGAAGCUUUUGCUGGGCUUAAGUUCUCUCUUUGCAUCCAUCGUUGCUAUGUUGAUCUCAUUCUGUGCAGGGCAUACCUUUAUUCUCAGAGAGAAAUUGAGAUAUGCAGCAGUUCCAAUAUAUGGUGUUGCUUUUAUACCAGUGGCAUUUUUUGCUCUCGUGCAGCUGCAACUAUGUUACGAUCUUCUAUGGUCUACAAUCAUAAAGGUUCCACUUCGAAGUUACAAGGCAUUCCUUGAUUAG
Fraxinus pennsylvanica is the source of this 2295-nucleotide messenger RNA. The record is from the annotation of a GenBank genome assembly. Lineage: Eukaryota; Viridiplantae; Streptophyta; Magnoliopsida; Lamiales; Oleaceae.